AUGGAGGUAGAGUCGGCUCGACCUAAAGGAUCGGAGGGCAAUGUUUGGAUGGUGAGCGCUAUCAUUUUGGCAGCUGUGAUUGGGAAUGGGGUUCUUCCUUUAGCAUGGGCUAUGGCUCAACUGGGAUGGAUUAGUGGUCCUUUGGUCAUGCUCUUCUUCUUCGCUGUGACGGUUUCCACCUCUUUUUUUAUUUCUGAAUGUUAUCAUCAAUCUCAUGUGGAACCGACUUUGGGUUUCCAGGGUGCCGUCAGAACAUAUCUUGGUGAAAUACAUGUCCUGAUGUACAGAAUAGUUCAUGGUCUGAACCUUUUUGGACUGACAAUAGGGGACAUAAUAGCAUCAUCCUUAAGCAUGAUGGCACUCAUGAAAUUUCAUUGCUUCGAUGUCAACCAUGGCAAAGAUGGAUGCCACAUGAAUAUAAAUUCCUUUAUGAUUGCUAUUGGCUUCUUUCAAGUAUUUCUCUCUCAAAUUCCUGCCUUUGAUCAGCUGUGGCAGCCCUUCUAUGUCGAACCUUUCCUGUCCUUCAUAUAUUCAACGUUUCUUAUUGCUCUUGGCAUCGCCAAAAUUUCAGAAACUGGGGAGCUUAGGGGAAGCUUGACUGGAAUAAGCAUCGGUACACUGUCUCUAUUUGGAAAGGGAAAGAUAUCUAGGAUCUUCCUAGCAGUUGGAGAUAUAGCCUUUGCAUAUCGUGAUUACUCGGCCAACACCAUUUUUGAAGUACUUCAGGAAAAAGUUGAAUCUUCACCAUCGGAGUUGAAGAAAAUGAAGAAGGCCAUUAUGAUUAGCUCUGCCUUCAUGACCUUUUUGUACAUGCUUUGUAGCUGUGCGAGUUAUGCUGCUUUUGGAGAUCACAGCACCCCUAGAGACCUCCUCGCUGAUUUGGGUUUCGGUUUCAGUAACCUAUAUAAUUGGCUGCUUGUCGCAGCAAAUGUUGCCUUGGUCAUCCAGUGUGUUGGUGCAUACCAAGUUCAUUCUCGUGCACUCUCCGAUGUGAUUGAGGAUGCCGUGGCAAAAAGAUUUCCUACCCAGAUCACCAGAGAGAUCAUAAUCCCGAGUUUCCGCCCCUACAAACUCAACCUCUUCCGAUUGGUUUGGAGAACAAUCUUUGCUCUCACAACCACUCUCAUAUCAAUGCUUCUGCCGUUCUUCAACGACGUGGUUGGACUUAUUGGAGCUUUAGGGUUUUGGCCUCUCACAGUUUACUUCCCUGUGCAGAUGUAUAUAGAGAAAAACAAGAUACCAAAGUGGAGCACUAAAUGGAUUCUCCUUCAAAGCAUGAGCGUCUUGUGCUUCAUCGUCUCCAUAGCUGCAGCAGCGGGCUCCAUUGCUGGGUUUGUUCUUGAUCUGGAGACUUACAAGCCCUUCAAGAAAAACGACUAGGCCAAGCUGCAGAAACCCAAUGCUAGAU
This is a messenger RNA of Juglans microcarpa x Juglans regia, 1408 nucleotides long. Its product is annotated as amino acid permease 3-like. The coding region runs from base 1 to 1380 and encodes 459 amino acids. The record is from RefSeq and is a predicted model, not a curated record. NCBI's taxonomy places the organism in Eukaryota, Viridiplantae, Streptophyta, Magnoliopsida, Fagales, Juglandaceae. Gene Ontology annotation, cellular component: plasma membrane. The transcript has 6 exons.